Messenger RNA from Zonotrichia albicollis (white-throated sparrow), 5973 nucleotides. RefSeq names its product chondroadherin (gene CHAD). Gene Ontology annotation, molecular function: protein binding. NCBI's taxonomy places the organism in Eukaryota, Metazoa, Chordata, Aves, Passeriformes, Passerellidae. The record is from RefSeq and is a predicted model, not a curated record. Gene Ontology annotation, cellular component: plasma membrane.
CCCCAAGUUGUACGACUUGGCUUCAAAGAGAUCUCGUCUCUGUCCAUCCCAACCGUGUGUGACACCCCCCUGUCACUCCUACAAGUGCUGAAGCAGGGACAGCCUCCCACCUCACACCAGCUGUGUCCCAGCAUUCCCACAAGGAAGCUGCACCUCACUGGUGUCCACAGCCACAGCACACACAUCCCUGCAGGGAGAGAGUGUCUCUGCUCCCCCAGAUCUGCAGUUUCAGCCAGCAAACUUAAAAAGGGUGGAGGAAAGUGAGAGGAAGAAAGAGAAAGAGGUUUUAAGUUUGAGCAGUUUAACCUUUGAAAAGGGUCUUGUUCCAGAAAUAUACAUGGGUACAAUGUAUUUAUGGAUGGGGUUUGCAAGGCCUUCAUCAGCUUUUUGCUCCAACCUGAUCCACACUGGCCAAAAUCUCUGCAGAAGCAGUAAGCUGUUAGAUGACCUUUUUUUUGCAAGGGGAAAUCCAAGUAUUAGACUCUCAGCAAAGGAGCACAGAUUCAGUCCCCAGAGUCAGAGUCCAACAGAAACAGGCAGGGUUUAAAAUAUCACCCACCAGUUGCUCUUGCACAGAGUAACAUAACUGCAGGAAUUGUUAAUCAAAUGAUUGCAGUGAAAAUUAAAGUGGUUGAACCUACUCAGAGAGAAAGAAUAAAAUCAAUUAGUAGAUAGAAGAUGAUGCUUUAAAUGUGAUUUUUUUUUCUUUUCCAAUCAUUCCCUGAGCUCCCUGCCUGAGCUUCAUGAGCAGUGCACACUCAGGAGCAUCCUCAGAAUCAUGGAACAGCAAACUGAAGAGGCAGAGAAGGAAAAUGCAGAAGGUUCUGUCUAUCUCUUGCUUCUCUGUCUCAAAGGUCCUGACCAAGGCACUCAAAGAGCUUUUCCAGAGUGAAAAGCACAUGCAUGACCAUUGUGGUGCCUACUGAACCAGGCAUAAGCCAAAAUACCAUUGUUUGGAUCAAAGAGUUUUAAAUCCCACAGUAACAGAAGGUCCCUCCAGCAGGAGCAAGGAGCUCUCAAGGUCAGAUCAUCUCUCCAGAGGUGAGAAUCUCUUGGUGCUGAGGUGAGCUGCUCCAGGGCAUCACAUCUCAGGGCUGACAAACACUGAAAGCCUGACAUGGCCUGGUUUGCACCACGGUCCCACAUAUUACAUCAUCCUUUGGCCACAGACUCAUCAGAACCACAUUCCCACCCCAGAAGCCUAUUUUCUGCCCCAAAUUAGUCCUGCAGUGCAAACACUGCUCAGACUGACAGCUGCUGACCAGAGCAGGGCUGCCAGGCCGUUUGCAUAACAGGGUCCGGAGCGCGCUCAGCAGUGCCAGCUGAUUCUCACUGCAACAAUGGAAAAACCCAGAAAUCUCAGUGAAUACGCCAGUCUGUGUCCUAAGUCAGCCCUUGGACUCCCUCCCUUCCUUGAGCCCGUCUUGCCUCUGCACAGGCUCCACUGGGGCUCUGCAGCCAGCCUCGGGAGCAGAAAUCUCAACAAGCUCACAGUUAUAUGCUCAGCUCUCAGCUGUUUGCUGCAGCCAGGAACUGGCUGGAAAUCAGUUCAAAAUGUUCCAAUUCCAAACCCCACCCUGCAACCCCUGGAUCUCUCUUCACGCUCACAGAAGCAGGCGCUGGGGCUUUUAACUGCUUUGCUUUAACCUUCUUUAUUGGGAGAGCAGGAGACAUCCCUUGUGAUGUUAAUUCACCUUUGCCACCACUACCCUUAGACAGGAGCCAAGGCAAAUGCCACUCCCAGCUCCAGCAGUGAUUCUUUUGUUUUGCUGCUUCUCCAUCUCCUUACCAAUGCCAAUGCUUUUCUCUUUCCACAGCUCUGCCUUGAGAGCCACAGGCACUGCCACCCACCUCUACACCACUGCCUGGCAUUUCAUACCCACCAGCCCAUGUCCCACCACUGCCCUGCAGGCUCUGAUGCUGCCCCAUCCCUUGGUGGAAGGCAUCAGGCAUCCUGACCAUGGCCAUAUUAUCCUCAACUGCUCAUAAGAAAAGAACACAGAAAGAAAAGAAAUUAAGACUGUCUUUGCAUUCCCUUUCUUGGCCAGCUCUUCAAUGCAGCCUAGAUCUGGAAGUGUUCAACCAAAAUUUUGCAUUGGAAGAGCAACUGCUGCACUGUUGGCCUUUGGCAUGAUCCCAUAGCACUCCCACCUUCUCCAAUCCCUGUUUAGGCAAACUCCUCUUGAGUCAGUGAAAAAAGGCAUCCCACCCCCACCAGGAACCUUCCUCUGUGAGAACAGCACCCGAUGCUUCUCCCCAGACCAGCUGAGGCUAAGCAGAACCCCAGAAUCUGCUGGAAGCUCCAGCAGGAGGUGGCUGUGGAGCUCAGCAGUGCUCCCUGCUAUGCUGUUCAACCAAAGCAGGCUGUUUUCCCCCCCUCUGCAGAUGAAUCUGGGCCCUGCUCAGCAGGAAGGUUCUCCACAGAGCAGGUCUGCAUUGGUUCUUCCUGAGUAUUUGCCUCCCAUUUUCCUCCAGAGAUGAAAACUACUCCUGCACAUUGCUCAGCAGCAGGGCCAAGCAGGGCCAUGGACACUCCUCUGCCUGGUGCCAAGGGGUUAAGCUCACAGUAAGUUCCCAAAGCCAGUUGUUUCCAACUGGCUGCUGCCUGUGGUUUGUGGGAAGGGAUUUUGCUUUUUAAUAACAUUAUAAAUAGGGCUGUGUUCAGUAUGCUGCAAACUCUCUCUCUCUCUCUCCCUCACCCGUCACUCUCCUCCUCCUGCUUCUCUUCCCACCACACUUAAUUUCAGAUCUGACCAUGAAUGGGUCAGGCUUCCUCCUCGGUGUCCUCAGCCUGCUGGCAUGUCUGGUCUCCACCAUGCAGGCAUGUCCCCCCAGCUGCCACUGCCACGGCGGGGACCUGCAGCACGUCAUCUGUGACAACGCGGGGCUCAAGAAGAUCCCCAAAGUGCCGGAGCAGACACGGCUUCUCAACCUGCAGAAGAACAACUUCCCCAUCCUGCCCACCAACGGCUUCCGUGACAUGAAGAAGUUGGUGUCCCUGCACCUCCAGAGCUCCCGGAUCAAGGAGAUCUCCACCGGAGCCUUCCGGGGGCUCAAGAGCCUGGUCUACCUCUAUCUCACCGACAACCAGAUCAGUGUCAUCAAGCCAGGAGCCUUUGAUGAUCUCUCUGAUCUCACCUACCUGUACCUGGACAAGAACAAGAUCCCAGACCUAUCCAAAGGGCUCCUCUCCCCUCUUGUCAACCUCUUCAUCCUGCACUUGGGCAGCAAUAAAAUCCAGGAGCUGAAACCAGGGGUCUUCAAUGGGGCUAAAGAUCUGCGCUGGCUCUUCCUCUCCGACAACUCCCUCACCAACCUCCUACCUGGGGCCAUGGAGGAUGUAGAAAACCUUGCUGUCCUCCACCUGGACAAGAACCAGCUGAGCAGCUACCCUGUGAAUGCAAUGAGUAAGCUGAGAGUGCUGGAGGAACUGAAACUUUCUCACAACCCUAUUGAGGUCAUCCCUGACAAUGCCUUCCAGUCCUUCGGGCGAUACCUGCAGACACUCCACCUGGACAACAUGAAACUGAAGAAGUUUGCAGACAAUGCGUUUGCUGGCGUGACCGUGCUGAAAACCGCGCACGUGGAGAACAACCGGCUCACCCAGCUGCCCCGAAACUUCCCCUUCGACAAACUGGAGACGCUGACCAUCUCCCGGAACCCCUGGCACUGCAGCUGCCAGCUGGCCCCGCUGCGCAAGUGGCUGAAAGGCAACCGCACCCGUGCUGAGGACACGUGCUCCAGCCCAGCCCAGCACCGGGGACAGCCCAUCAGGGACACCCCGGCCCUCCGCGCCUGCAAGCUGCCCACCAAGAGGUCCAGGAAGGGGAGCCGCCAUUAAACACGCAGGCUCCAGUAUGGCCCGUCCUGGUGACCGGUCACUUCAACCAUCAGGAAACUACUGACUUCUGAGUCCUUCCCUGAGCUUCUCCUACCUGUCAGGAAGCACUUCUGAUAUAUAUGAACACCUGCAGCCUCCUCUGAAUCCCUGCUUCUCUGCUGAUCACAAGGAUGGAAUCCACCUUCUCAAUCUUUUCUGACAUCUAUGUAUUUUAAAAGAGGCCUCUUUAAAAACUAAACUAUGCAUGACCACACACUAAGACAAGCUAAGCUAGAUCCUGCUGGUAAAACACAGCCAUCUUUCCCAGAAGAAACAGAACCCACAUCCCUGAUCAACCAGCUGGUUGCUGUCUCUCCCAUUCCAGAGGAGAGGGAGCAAAGGGGAAGGUGGGAGGAUCCCUACCCCAGCUGCUUGAUAAGGAAAAUUGGUCUCAAGCCAUGCCAAGAGACUCCCCCGCCUUCCCACAGAGGGGAUCCCUGCAGGCCAGGGCUGAGGGGACAGGUGAAGCAGUGACCAAGAGCCAGUGGCCCUGAGGCAGCAAUCUCCCAAAAUUGGCCAGAAAUCCUUUAAGGGAAACAGUACUGGGAACCUCCAAACCUGGAGCCAUCGAAAGACUGGAUUUCCCUCCCACUCUGUGGGGUCUCCAAGAUGUCCAAGAGGAGAAGGUGCAGUUGGCUCAGGCACCCCUCCUCUCCUUCCCACCCAUACUCCAGAGAUCUAGCAGGACACCAGGAUGACUAUGGUUUAUUGUCACAGCUAUUUCAAAGCCACAGUUGCAAUUCAACUACAUUUUUAAAUCCUAAAGAGUUAUAUAAAUAUAUGUCUAUUUAUUCCUCUGUAACAGUGUAAAUGACCUUUAAGAGGGUGAACACUCCUCUGCCUCCCAUAUAGAAAUCGAAUUGUAUAUUUUCUUAUGUACAUCUUCUGUAUAAAGCUCUUGCUGCAAAGAUGAAAUCAACAAGUCUCUGUGUGUCUGUCUGAGGGCUGGAGGGAUCAGCAGUAACAUGAGACCAGUGGCACAAAUAUAGACUUAAUCCUCUUUAUCCCAUGGGCAGAGCAACUGUUUGGGAGGGUUUUAUUAUUUCGCUUGCUACAAAACAGGAACAUGUGACACCUAAUGAGUCCUGGGCUCUCACAGUAAUGCUUGAAAAUAUUUUGUGAGGCCAAACUCAAUUUUACUAUGAAAAUAGGUAGCUGUCACCUGACAGAGCUCAAGCAGCAGCACCAACCCUGGUGUUUCCAGCUCGGCAUUAAGAGCAUCAUAUCCGGGAAAAAAACCUGGCUGCAUCCAAGGCAGCUUCAGGAUGGAUGCCCUGGAUUCCCCUGGUCUGUGGCAGAGCACAGAGCUGUCCCUGUAAAACCCCACUGCUGUGCAGUCAGGGCCUGCCAACAACACCAGCCUGAUCUGCCUCCCAGAGCCACAUGUUUAUCCAUCACCACUGGCUGCUUCCUCAGCCUUGGGGAGCAGCAUGGUAACAAAUUAAUCUCCUUUAGGGCAAAACAAACUAGUCCUUUUCUGGCUCAGCCAUUCUGCAUGCACAGGACAUGCCCAGGAAAUGUGUCACCUGGAGGGUCACUGUCCUCCACAUGCAGCACAGGCUGGUGGCUCUGGCACAGGCCCAGCGUGGUGGAGCAGCAGGAGUCUGGCCCAGCUCUGCUGCCCUUCUAGCAGUGCAGCAGUGGAUGGCACCAUUGCCACCACCUGACUCAGACAUGACAAAAACCAUGCAAUGAGGUUUUACAUCCACAGGAAAUCCAGGAUGGGCAAAGAAACUUGACAGCUCCACACCAAGAGGGACAUAAGCACCCACCCACACCAGCAUGAACCAGCAUUGCCUCUGCCACCAUAAUCCUGGCAGUGUGUACAACUGAACGUCAGUAAAAGUUUUGAAAUUAGCAGCAGAAUUUCACUUAAUGACAUUGAAUGUGAUGCCUUGUCUUCUUCUGAAGCUUCCUCCCCAGACAGCUCAGCAGCAACCAGGCAGAACCCCCACUUCUGUUUUCCAGGUUUUCUGAGCCUUCCCUCCUCAGCCUGAUCCCAGCAGCUCCAGGACCACCAGGUACCACUGUGAUCCAGAGAACCCCAACUCGGCAUCUCACCACGACCAACACCCCUUGAAGGUCUGGUCACA